AUGAAGUUCUCCGCUGCUCUCUUCACCCUCUCCGCCGCCCUCGGCGUCUCAGCCGCUCCCGCCGCUGAGUCCGUCAACAUGAUGGCCGCCGCUCCCCAAUGGACCAUCCGCGACGCCAAGCGCUACUGCCGCUCCGACGACUCCAUCUGCAACUGGAAGUUCGGCAUCGACACCGGCAACGGCAAGCCUUACGAGUGCCGCUACGACGUCAAGGGCCCCGGCGCCAGCAAGAAGCGCGCCGCCGGCCCCUCCACCUGCGGCGACUACACCGUCACCUCCGGCUGGAGCGACCAGUUCGGUGCUGACCAGGGCUUCACUACCCUCUCUGUCGUCUCCAACUCCAAGCGCCAGAUCAUCUGGCCCGCUUACACCGACAAGCAGCUUGCUGGUGCUAAGAUUGUCAAGCCUGACCAGUCUUACUCUCCUGCUUCGCUCCCUAAAUAA
This is a messenger RNA of Fusarium coffeatum, 444 nucleotides long. RefSeq lists its product as uncharacterized. Lineage: Eukaryota; Fungi; Ascomycota; Sordariomycetes; Hypocreales; Nectriaceae. The record is from RefSeq and is a predicted model, not a curated record. The transcript has a single exon. The coding region runs from base 1 to 444 and encodes 147 amino acids.